Messenger RNA from Saccoglossus kowalevskii, 825 nucleotides. Its product is annotated as 60 kDa heat shock protein, mitochondrial-like. NCBI's taxonomy places the organism in Eukaryota, Metazoa, Hemichordata, Enteropneusta, Harrimaniidae. The record is from RefSeq and is a predicted model, not a curated record. Gene Ontology annotation, biological process: protein refolding. Gene Ontology annotation, molecular function: ATP binding; ATP-dependent protein folding chaperone.
AUCUUACACAGGCUGAAAGUUGGUCUUCAAGUAGCAGCUGUCAAAGCACCUGGAUUUGGUGACAACAGAAAAAAUCAGAUGCAUGAUAUGGCCAUAGCCACUGGUGGUAUGGUGUUCGGACAGGAAGGAUUGGAUCUCAAAAUCGAGGAAGUGCAAAUGCAAGAUUUUGGUGUCGUCGGUGAAGUUGUCAUUACAAAAGAUGAUACUUUACUACUAAAGGGUAAAGGGGAUGCCGCUGCAUUGGAGAGGAGGGUACAACAGAUUAAAGAUGAUAUUGAAGAAUCUACAUCAGAAUAUGAAAAAGAAAAGUUCAGUGAACGACUCGCCAAGUUGUCAGAUGGUGUGGCAGUACUGAAGAUCGGUGGUUCGAGUGACGUUGAAGUGAACGAGAAAAAAGACAGAGUGAAUGACGCUUUAAAUGCUACUAAGGCUGCGGUAGAAGAAGGAAUUGUGCCCGGUGGAGGUGUAGCGUUACUCAGAUGCAUGCCAUUGCUAGAUUCAAUUGAGGUUAAAAAUGAUGAUCAGAAAGCAGGUGUUGACAUCAUACGUCGUGCCCUGCGCACACCAGCAACACAGAUAGCAGUUAAUUCUGGUGUAGAAGGCUCUCUUGUAGUUGAAAAAAUUCUGAAUUCCUCAGCUGAAAUGGGCUAUGAUGCAAUGAAAAAUGAAUAUGUAGAUAUGGUGAAAGCGGGAAUCAUAGAUCCAACAAAAGUUGUGAGGACGGCUAUCGUAGACGCAGCAGGCGUGGCAUCACUACUCAGCACAUCUGAAGCGGUUGUAACAGAACUUCCUAAAGAAGACAAAGAACCCAUGGGAGGCAUGGGC